This is a messenger RNA of Glycine soja, 450 nucleotides long. RefSeq lists its product as uncharacterized. Bases 1 to 450 code for a protein of 149 amino acids. The transcript has a single exon. The record is from RefSeq and is a predicted model, not a curated record. Lineage: Eukaryota; Viridiplantae; Streptophyta; Magnoliopsida; Fabales; Fabaceae.
AUGCGGCGAAGACCACUAGAGUUUGAAACGGAUGAUCAUGUGUUUGUGAGGGUUACACCUACAACGGGUGUAGAAAAGGAAAUCAAGUCCAAUAAGCUUACUCUGAAGUUCCUUGGACCUUAUCAGAUUCUCAGACAUGUAGGUCCUAUGGCUUAUGAGAUGGUUUUGCUACCUUUCUUAGCCAACCUACACAAUAUAUUUCAUGUUUCACAAUUGAGGAAGUAUAUUCCAGAUCCUACACAUGUUUUAGAAGUGGACAUAGUGCAAAUGUGUGAAGAUUUGACCUACAAGACUCAACUUGCAAGAACAGAGGAUCAAAGGAUCAAACAACUUAGAGGCAAGACCAUUAGUUUGGUCAAGGUAAUAUGGAGCGACAAUACGGGAGGUAUGACAUGGAAGCUUGAGGACAAGAUGUGUGAGCAGUAUCCGAGACUAUUCCCUAAUCAGUGA